This is a messenger RNA of Penicillium lagena, 1515 nucleotides long. RefSeq lists its product as uncharacterized. The record is from RefSeq and is a predicted model, not a curated record. The transcript has 3 exons. Gene Ontology annotation, biological process: transmembrane transport; carboxylic acid transport. Lineage: Eukaryota; Fungi; Ascomycota; Eurotiomycetes; Eurotiales; Aspergillaceae. Gene Ontology annotation, cellular component: plasma membrane. The coding region runs from base 1 to 1515 and encodes 504 amino acids. Gene Ontology annotation, molecular function: carboxylic acid transmembrane transporter activity.
AUGAGCGAAACGUCGGCAAUCGAAGUUGGGGAGAUACCCGACUCGGCCCAGAAGGCGCCCCAGGAGGAUGUCGAGAAGAUGGAUCCUACGUCUACAGAAGUUUCUGCGUCCAGUCGUGGGUAUUCAAGGGCCUCAGUGGUGUUGAUGGUAGUGUUCAGUGGCUUAGCUAUUGGGUCGGAUGGUUUCAACGCGUCGAUCAUCGGCAACGUGGAGUUGUUGAUUGAGGUCAUAUACCCGAAGUCUUUCACGACCGCUGUGGCCGCUCGACUGUCCAAUGCAUUCAUGGUGGGCAUGAUUAUUGGCAUGCUGAGCUUUGGCUACAUUUCCGACAAGCUUGGCCGCAAGACCGGCGCUGUCCUCACCACCAUCAUUUUGGUUCUUGGGAUUGCGUUGAGCGCUGGUGCCAGUGGACUGACUGACGAUGGCAUGUUUUGGAUGUUGAUCAUUGCACGCGGGAUCGCAGGCGUCGGGGCUGGAGGAGAAUAUCCGGUGGCAGGGGCGGGUGCUGCAGAAGCAACCGAUGAGGCACCAGGCAUUCGCAAACACCGAGGCUUCAUUUUCGCCAUGAUCGGUGAUCUAUCCGCUUCCCUGGGUUUUGCCUUUGGUGCGCUAGUUCCUCUGCUGCUCUUGUUGUGCUUUCACCAGCAGGUUCAGCACUAUGAGACCGUAUGGCGGGUUGCCUUGGUCAUGGGUGUCAUUCCUCCCAUAUCAAUCUUCUGGUUUCGCUAUCGGAUGGUCAUGAGCUCGGCCUAUCGGAAAAGCUCUAUGAAGAAGCAGAGGAUCCCCUACUGGCUCGUGUUGAAGAAGUAUUGGCGCCCCUUGCUCGGUGUAUCUGGAUCCUGGUUCAUUUACAAUUACAUCUCGUACCCGUUCGGGUUGUUCUCGUCGACUAUCGUCGGACGGGUUAACCCUUCAUCUUCUCUGGCUCUCACUAUGGCGUGGGGAACAUUGAUUAAUUGCUUCUAUAUACCGGGAGCGUUUAUUGGUGGCUUUUUGUCCGAUCGCAUUGGACGCCGCCGAACAAUGGCACUGGGAUAUUUGCUACAGGCGAUCCUCGGCUUCGUCUUGGGCGGGGCAUUGGGACCCAUCCAGACGAAACUGCCACUGUUUAUCGUCCUCUAUGGGAUUUUUCUCACACUUGGAGAGGUUGGUCCUGGUUCUACGAUCGUUCUGACCGCAAGCGAGAGCUUCCCAACUGCCGUUCGUGGUCAUGCAGUGGGACUGGCAGCAGCCUUUAGUAAAGCCGGAGCUGCCAUUGGCACGCAAGUCUUUAAGCCGAUCUUGGCAAGCUGGGGAAAUGAUGAGACUCGGGGAACACAGGCUGUAUUUCUGAUCGGUUCGGGGUUUGCUGUCCUCGGAGCACUUUUGGCAUGGUUUGUCCUGCAGGACAGCGACAAAAUACUUGACCACGGCGACCAAGAAUGGAAGGAUUACCUCGCUGCUCAUGGCUAUGAGCAUAUCGAAUGGGGAGUGGAAGAUACUUCAAGUCCAGAAGAAGUCAAAAAUUUGGAAUAA